This is a messenger RNA of Seriola dumerili (greater amberjack), 2309 nucleotides long. RefSeq names its product dorsal inhibitory axon guidance protein (gene draxina). The transcript has 7 exons. The coding region runs from base 187 to 1326 and encodes 379 amino acids. The record is from RefSeq and is a predicted model, not a curated record. Lineage: Eukaryota; Metazoa; Chordata; Actinopteri; Carangiformes; Carangidae. Gene Ontology annotation, cellular component: extracellular region. Gene Ontology annotation, biological process: Wnt signaling pathway; axon guidance.
GCGGACUACAGAGGUGCCGCUGCUGCUGCUGCUGCCGCCGCUGCUGCGCUGUGUUUCGCUGUGUGUCAGCCUGCAGCCAUAUGACCGAACUGGUAUUCAAACCUUGAACAACAAAAGAGGGAAAAAAAAACCCACCAACAACAACAACAAACAAUCGCAAGCAGGUGGCGUGGUGUUGUACAGACAAUGGCUCUCUCCUGGAGUCUGCUCCUCGUGUUCCUGUUUGCCACCCUGGCACUGUCACACACUGCUGAGCCCAGAGCUCCUCAUGGCAAGAGGAGACAGGCACAGACCUCAGCAGGUGGCAGCAACGCCCUACAGCACCCUCCGCAAGGUCUACAGGGCCACGGUUACAGUAGGGACCGCGGGCACGGGAGCCAGGGGGACCGUGUUGCCAAAGGUGGAGCUGGGCUGCUCUCCCAUAGGCCCCUUCACCCCCUGGCCAGGCCUGAGGAUGAUGGGACAGGCCUGGAGGGUUUGAGCCCUGUGAGACUGGAGAUGGGCCCCAGCAGGGACAGAGACAGAGUUCGAAUGAGUAUGAGGAGUCCAUCCCAAGGUCGGGAAAACCAGCUUAUGGGGACACGCAAAGGGAGAGGGCACGGACACGGGAGUGGGCAUGGGCAUGGACACCACUUUGAGCACAGGAGACAAGGGAGUCGGCGUGACAAGGGACGACAUGGUAAAGGAUUUCCUGCGGAGCCUGAGCUGAGGUCUGCGUUGAAAGAUAGAGAUCUGUUUGAGGACCCUCCCUCCUCCUCCUCCUCUGCUGCCUCCCCCUCCAUCAGUGUGACCCCGCCCAGUGAAACCCCCUCCCCCAUCGCCGCCGUCUUUGGCUCUGGCUCCUCCAUGGUUACCACGGUGAUGAACGAGCAUCCCCCAACGCUGCCCCCGGCCUCCACCAAACCCCAGAGGUCUGGUCGAGGAAAAGGACAAGGAGAGGUGAUGCCAACGUUGGACAUGGCGCUCUUUGACUGGACAGACUACGAGGAUAUGAAACCUGUGGACACCUGGCCAUCUUCCAGGAAGAAAGACAAGAGGCGGAGUAAGAACCUCAGCAGUGGAAAUGCGACUGUAGACGCUGAUGCCAUUGAGCCGUGUGACCACCACCUGGACUGUCUCCCAGGUUCUUGUUGUGACCUGAGACAACACGAGUGUAAACCUCACAACCGAGGCCUCAACAACAAAUGCUAUGACGACUGCAUGUGUGAGGAAGGGUUUCGCUGUUAUGCUAAAUUCCACCGGAAGCGACGCGUGACCCGGAGGAGGGGUCGCUGCGUAGUGCCAGAGUCAGUCAGCAGUGACCAAGGAGGCUUCAUCACUAUCUGAUGAAAAGAUGGAGGAUGAGAUGAAGGAGCUUGGAAGGAGGAGGAACAGAAAGAAUGAGCCCAUGACCACUCUAACAUAGAAGACAGUACAGCCAAGACUACACAUGACACUGCUAACAGACCAAGUGCUUAAAAGUGACGGCUUUAAAUCCAACCCCAAAAUGUAAAGCAUCCAAAUGCCAAAAUCUGGUCAGUUAAAACAAAACAACAGGUAAUAAAUACUGAGUGUUGCAUUGUGGGAUGAGCCCUGCACCUUAAUCCAGCAAAUCACCAUCUUUAAGCACUUGAUUGAUUUAAUUAAAAAUGGAAAUACAUCAGUCUUAAUUUGGUUUUGCUCACUCCACAGUCACUACAGGGGCAAGCAGGUUGUACAUGAAAACAUGAAGAGAGCUUUUCAAAAAUCACUCAGUCCGCAAUGACCAAGUUCUAGAAAAGGAGUUUUUAUUUGUUUUUAAUUGGUAAAAAGAUUCACUGGGCUGGUGACAAGUCACUGAGUGAAGUUUGGAAGCAGAUUACUUGUUUCUGUUUACCACAGCUAUGGUUGCUGUUGGUUUGGUUUAAUUUAGAGAAAAACACAUUUUGUGAAUUUUGGAAAAACCCAUUGACUGUCUCUGUGUUGCUGAUCAGAGUCAAAUAGUGUUUACAAAUCAUUUUUAAAAUUCAAUUACUGAACUGUGCUUGGAGUCCCAGACUGGUUCAGCAACAUUCACAUUGACCAAGUUGUCACUUCCAGAAAUGAUGCUAAAAUUACUUUGAAAUACAUGUUGACCCUGCUACAAUUAGUUUCUUGGCACUCCGCUCACCUGGUUCUCCAGACAAACACUAAACAUUAUUUGUAAAUGCUAUUUGAACCUGUCUGUUUCCCUGUAUUGUAAAUAUGAAUGUGUUUGAAUUGCAAACAGAUUUUUUUUUUUUUUUUAAAUUGAUACCACUACUCUUCAAAUGUACUUAACGGUAGAAUGAUAAAUGAAGAUGCUUGUUUGG